Molecule: messenger RNA, 1179 nt
Organism: Trichoderma gamsii
Lineage: Eukaryota; Fungi; Ascomycota; Sordariomycetes; Hypocreales; Hypocreaceae
Exons: 2
Coding region: 1-1179 (392 amino acids)
Biological process (GO): retrograde transport, endosome to Golgi; intracellular protein transport
Cellular component (GO): retromer complex; endosome
Source: RefSeq, a predicted model, not a curated record
AUGUCGUACUUCUUCUCAACCCCCGUCGACAUCGACAUCGUCCUCGACGAGCCCGACGACCGCACCAUGGUCGACGUCAAGCUCGACAAGAACCGCCGUGAAAAGGCGCCCUUGUACAUGGACGGCGAGUCGGUCAAGGGCGCCGUCACCGUGCGGCCCAAGGACGGCAAACGCCUCGAGCACACGGGCAUCAAGGUCCAGUUCAUCGGCACGAUAGGUACGCAGCUAGACCACUAUGACCAGCAGCAGAGCAGCAUCUUCCGCCGCCGCCGCCGCCCAUCCACAUCAUCAUCUUCUUCUUCUCCCUACUACUACUACUCCUCUUCAUCAUCCUCCUCCUCCCUUGUCUCGGGCGCCCUCGGCCUCCUGACCCCGCAAUGGACCCUGCCCUCCAUCCGCCUCGGCCUGCAGCAGCGCCAACACAAGGUUACUGACGGGCUGGUAGAAAUGUUCUUUGACCGCGGCAACCACUACGAGUUCCUCUCGCUGAAUCAGGAGCUCGCCGCGCCGGGGGAGCUGCAGCACCCGCAGACGUUCGACUUCAAUUUCAAAAACGUCGAGAAGCAGUACGAGUCGUACAACGGCAUCAACGUCAAGCUGCGCUACUUUGUCCGCGUCACCGUCUCGCGGCGCAUGGCCGACGUGAUCCGCGAAAAGGACAUUUGGGUCUACAGCUACCGCAUCCCCCCGGAGAUGAACAGCAGCAUCAAGAUGGACGUUGGUAUCGAGGACUGCCUGCACAUUGAGUUUGAGUACAGCAAGAGCAAGUACCACCUCAAGGACGUCAUCGUAGGCCGCAUCUACUUUUUGCUGGUCCGGCUCAAGAUUAAGCACAUGGAACUAUCCAUCAUCAGGAGAGAAACAACCGGUGCGGCUCCGAACCAGUACAAUGAGAGCGAGACCUUGGUGCGCUUUGAGAUUAUGGAUGGCUCUCCCUCAAGAGGAGAAACGAUUCCCAUUAGACUGUUCCUUGGCGGCUUUGACCUGACACCGACCUUUCGCGACGUGAACAAGAAGUUUUCCACACGAUACUAUCUUAACGCCCGGCGGUAUUUCAAGCAGUCAGAAAUUAUCCUCUACCGUCAAGCCCCCGACGCCCCCGCCGUCCCAGGCGCAGCCCUCCAAAGCCUACCCCCUCCCCCUGAAAACAAAAUUGCCCCUGCUGCGGUUCAGGCAUGA